GCUUUGGGAACGAUAGGCGUUCCGAAGGGGCGAAUGCGGUCUCGCUCGCAGUGUUUUCAAAUCGCGAGGAAUCCUAAUCGAAUCUCUUUAGCUCGCUUAAAAAAACUACUGAAUUAAAAUCAUCCACUACCGAAACUAUUAAAAAGCAUUGAUUUUACGUCAGUCUGCCUACAUUGAAAGGGCCUACGACGCGUUAAAAUCCCAACCCCAUCCCUCAAAAGAGAUUUCCUCUCGGCGAGCAUUAAAACGAAAAAAAAAUCUCCUCAUACGCAUACCUGCGUACUAUCGUUGGACGAGGGGUAGAAGAACGACCUCGUCCUUUUCGUGGCCUUAGCCGAGCUCCUCGAAUCCGGCAGGCAGGAUUUAGCCGCGGGCGAACGAUGAGACCGCAGUCGACCAGUUAGGGUUAGCUCCGGUGUUCACGGCGGAAUCAAAAUGGCGGAGCCAUGACGGAGUUCCGUCAGCGUGUGUGUGCCUUCGGUGAGCGACUGUGCCGGCGCAAGUCGAGCCCCAUGGAUACGUGAUCGUGCCCGACGCCCAGGAGCCCCCGGCGGAAGCAUGAGGGAAGAACGGUCGGCCCGUUCACGGACCAAGGCCCGCGAGAAAGCCCGCAGCCCCGAGGAGAGCGGCAGCCGCCGCGAGAGCAAGGCGAGGCAUUCGUCACAGAGCAGCGGACACCGCAAGCACAAAAAGAGUCAUCGGGCGCACCGGCGGAAGCAUGCGACGCGGGAUUCCGAUCGGCCCAUCGUGGCCACCAAGCCUCUCGUCGAGUACGACGACGUCAGCUCCGACUCGUCGCUGUUCUCGGACGAGGGCGACCACCACUCGUACCCCGCGUCCCCUCCGCCGCCGCCACCGUCGUCGUCGAGCCGGCACGCCGCUGAACGGACUUCGGAGCGUGCCGAAAGCAGCAAGCGUCGCCACUCGUCACGACGAAACAAGUCGUCCAACGACACCAAGGAGAGCUCGUCGCGGUCGAGCCGGCGCAACCACAGCGACCGGCCGCCGUCUCCGCCGCCGCCGACGUCUUCCUCCAAGUCGUCCCGGGACUAUGCGUGCGCAGUGCCCAACACGUACUAUGAGCGCGACGUGGUCAAAGACUACGCGUCGAGUCGGACGUUCAUGGGUCCCUACAGGGACGCGGUGCUGGACGGUUACUACGCGACGGCGCACGGCAUGCCCGACUCGCACGACUGUUACGGGGGCGGCAGGUCGAGUCGCAAGCGGUCCCUGUCGCCGGACCACCCGCGCGCCUACAAGAGUGCCCGGAGUCCGCCGAGCUCGCCUAGUCCGCCGCCCCGGCCCGCCAAGCGCCGCAAGUCGCCCUCCGACGCUCGGGAGAAGGACCGGCCCCGCAACUAUUCGCCCAACAACUCUAGUCUGUACACGUCGCGCAAGAGUUCCGCGUAUUCCAGAAGUCGUAGCAAGAGUCCCGUCAGGUCACGGCGGUCGCGCAAGUCGCGAAGCCGCACGCGAAGCCCGCCCCCCUCUAGGUCACGGGGAGGCGGGGGCCUCCCCGUGACCUGGCGCAAGUCGCCUCUCUCGAGCCCACCGACAUACCAGCAGCACCGGCGGCGCGAGCGCAGCCCCAGCUACGAAACCAAAUUUGCCUCGACCAGCCUGGGCGCCGAGCUGCGCAAGCACCGCAAGGGCCGCGAGCUCGAGAAGAGCCGGCGCGCCACGGGCGGCACCCCCAGAGACCAGCAGCAGCAGCCGCCGCCGCCUCCCCCGCCGCUGCCCCCUCCCCCACCCAACGGCCCGAGCGACGCCCCCCUCCCACCGCCGCCCCCACCCCUUCCCUCAGAUUCGCAACACCCUCCCCCUCCUCCCCCGGAGGUCCCGCCCCCGCCUCCGUUGCCACCACCCCCCGUAGCCGACGCACCCCCUCCUGCGGAGGUGGCCAAACCGAGGACCCCCUCGCCGCCAUCUUCGGAGGCGGAGUCCUCGCCGGAAGAGACGGCCGCCCUGGCGGUGGACAGCGACCCCGGCGGCGCCGACAACAACGGCGUGCCGGAGGAAGAGGAGGAGGCCAGCGAGGACAGUGGCCGCUCGUCAGUGGAACGGAUGGUGACGAGCCCCGUGGUGGCGGCGCCCGUGGCCCCGCAGCGGCGGAGCAUCAAGGAGCUGCCGAUGCCUCCGGGCAUGAAGGUGGAGGAUGUGAUGUCGCCCGAGACGGCGGACAGAGACGAAGGGUCGUCGCCCACCCCCCAGCAGCAGGCCACCACCAUGGCCACCCAGCAGGCGGCAGCCAUGGCGGCGGCGGCCUCUGCCUCGGGCACCACACCAGCCGAGGCAGCCCUGGCAGCGUCGCUGCAGGUGUUCCGGAGGCCCAGGAUCCUCAACAAGCCUCCUUCGGACGACGACCGCUUCCCCAACUGGGGUGAGCGUUGCGUAGACGUCUUCGACAUUGUCUGCCAAAUCGGCGAGGGCACCUAUGGGCAGGUCUACAAAGCCAAAGACAAGGACACCGGGGAGCUGGUGGCCCUGAAGAAAGUGCGUCUGGAGAACGAGAAGGAAGGCUUCCCGAUCACGGCGGUGCGGGAGAUUAAGAUCCUGCGGCAGCUGAACCACCCAAGCAUUGUGAACCUCAAGGAGAUAGUGACGGACAAGCAGGACGCCCUGGACUUCAAGAAGGACAAGGGGGCCUUCUACCUGGUCUUUGAGUACAUGGACCACGACCUCAUGGGCCUGCUGGAGUCGGGGCUGGUGGAGUUCAAUGAGCUGCACGUGGCCUCCUUCAUGAAGCAGCUGCUUGAGGGCCUGAGCUACUGCCACCGCAAGAACUUUCUCCACAGGGACAUCAAGUGCUCCAACAUACUCAUGAACAACAGGGGCCAGAUCAAGCUGGCAGACUUUGGGCUGGCCCGCCUGUACAGCGCCGAGGACAAGUCCCGCCCCUACACCAACAAGGUGAUCACGCUCUGGUAUCGGCCCCCCGAGCUGCUGCUGGGCGAAGAGCGCUACGGACCGGCCAUCGACGUCUGGAGCUGCGGGUGCAUCCUGGGCGAGCUGUUCACCCGUAAGCCGGUGUUCCAGGCGAGCCAGGAGAUGGCGCAGCUCGAGUCGAUCAGUCGGGUGUGUGGCACCCCAUGCCCGGCCGUGUGGCCCCGGGUCAUCCAGCUGCCCCACUGGGCCACCUUCCGGCCCAAGAAGCAGCACCGGCGGCGCCUGAGGGAGGACUUCUCCUUCCUGCCCCCCCACGCCCUGGACCUGCUGGACCAGAUGCUCGAGCUGGACCCCGAGCGCAGGAUCACGGCCGAGGCCGCCCUCCGGGGACCCUGGCUGGCGCCCGUGCGCCCCGAGCGCAUGCCGCCCCCUGACCUGCCCCACUGGCAGGACUGCCACGAGAUGUGGUCCAAGCGGAGGCGGCGGCAGCUGCGGCUGGAGCAGGACAUGGCGGCCUCUUCGGGAGGCCCCCUGCCCUCCCAGGGCCUGCCCAUGAACCUGGGGGCCAGAGGGGGCAGCUCUGGGGGCAACAGCCAGCCAGCCACCCUCCCGCCCCCGCAGGACGGCGAGGGCUCGGGGGGCAGGCCCUCCGGCCCGGCCUCCGAGCGGGACGAAGCGGAAAGUUCCAAGUUGGCCGACGGUCCGGAGAGCAACGCUGCGUCGGGUGUGAACAGUCAGCAGCUGCAGACGAACCUGAACACAAUCACGGCUGCCUUCCAGAAGCACGAGACGCUGAGCAUUGCCCAGCUGGCCCAGCUACUUAACAUUAAGGUGGACACGUCCACCCGGCAGCUUCUGGAGAACCUGAACAUGCAGCUGCUGCUGGCGGCAGCUGCCAAGCAGGCCCAGAAGGUGCAGAUGGCGAGCCACCAGUACCGUCAGCAGACGGCGGCAAACAUGGUCGCCGCCACCAAGGAGGCCGCCCAGCCGCCGGAGCCGCCUGACCCCCUCGCCGCCGUGGGGGGCAGCAACAACAACAGCGGCGGCGCCAACAGCAACCCCGAAGAGAUGGCGCCGCGUUCGUCGAGGUACUCGCAACCACCGCCACCGCACGGGCAACAGCUGCAGCAGCUGCAGCAACAGCCUGCUCAUCCCCAGCAUCAGAUGCAACCUCAGAGGUUGCAGCAGCCGCAACAACCACAGCAGCAGCCGCCGCCACCGCCUCAGCAGCAGCAGUUGGCCGGACAGAGGAGGCCGGGCCUACCUCUGGAGUCUCCCACGCGGAUGGCGAAGUGGAAAGAGGGACCGCCCCCUCUCCUACCGCAGCCCAUGGAAACCCGGCGACCCUCGGCCAGCCCCGGACACUACCCUCCGGGGGGACCGCUCCAGCCCGAGCCCCACUCGAGGAGCGCCCAGCGGAGGCCCGACGCCGGUGCGCGUCCCCCGUCCCCCCCGGCUCCCAGCAUCGUCCCAUCAAGGACGGAGGGCCCCCCGUUGCACCGGGGGCCCGAAGAGAGCCCGCCCCCGUUUGAGCCCCUGGCGGCACCCCCGCCGGGCGGGGGGCCGCACCCCCCCAACUACACAACGUCGGGCGUCAAGGCAGCCCUGGCCCAACUGCUGGAAGCGCAGGGCUUUCGGGUGAAGAAGCCCGGCCACUCAGAUGCCUCGGGCAGGGUCUUCAAGAACAGCAGUGCCAGCUGAGUGCUCCAAAGCCGCCCAGGGGUCCUCCACCAUGGAGUCCUUGACGUAGCUGUCGACGCCUCCUCCGAAGCGGGGCGACUGGAACUGCGACCGCGGCGACGACACCCAACUCGAGUCUCUGGAGCCCGACGACUGGCCACGGGAGAGGGGAGACACAGACGCCAGGGUGAAGAAGCAGCGAGGAAGCGGAAAUAAAUGGCGGGCCCCAAGACGCACGAAGGGUGCCCACUGCCGCAGUGGGGGAAGCGGGUUGCCCCCCCUCCCCGAUUUGUUGAGGGUGUGCGAGGCAGGUGGCCCCAACCGGUAGCACAAAGGUUUGUAGGACCAGGUGGCCUCUUGUUUUCUCGCGCAAGUUGUCCGCACGGCAAGGCACAUUGAAAGGGGUUGUUAAGUCGCCGGACAGACAUCUAUAUUUAAUUAGGUUUCCUACUUGCUUUCCGAGGGAAGAAACGGCGUUGUAGACGACGGCAUUGCCAACAAACGCCGUUGAAGCCAAUUUUGUUUUCACCUCCGAGCUCAGUUGUUGCUACAGGUUAUUCAUAGGGCAUUCUGGGAAAGUUAGUGGGAAAAAUCUGGGCCUGUGGGUAGACUUUGUAACUUUAGCUAGGUAGUUCGCGGGUGCGGCAUUUCUUUGAAAGCCACGCACCACAGGGUCGAUGCAAAGCGUGUUUGUGUGUGCGCGCGGGUGGGGUGUGUAUGCAACGACCGUUGCCGGACUUUUUUGUGUUGCAAUAGCUCGCCGUGCGGGUUUUCCCUCUUCACGGCCACAUGUGAUACCGCCGUUGAAACAAGUGCAGCGAAUGUGGACACUAUAUCGACGUGUUUGAAAAACGCGCGCGCGCGAUUUUUCUUUUUGUGCGCUAGGAAUGGGAAAUGCCAAGGAUGUGUACGCGUAUGUUUUGUGUGUACGUUAAUCUAAAUAAAUAGAAUCAAGGUCGA
This is a messenger RNA of Ixodes scapularis (black-legged tick), 5526 nucleotides long. It is a transcript of the gene Cdk12, whose product is annotated as cyclin-dependent kinase 12. Lineage: Eukaryota; Metazoa; Arthropoda; Arachnida; Ixodida; Ixodidae. The record is from RefSeq and is a predicted model, not a curated record. Gene Ontology annotation, molecular function: cyclin binding; ATP binding; cyclin-dependent protein serine/threonine kinase activity. Gene Ontology annotation, cellular component: nucleus; cyclin/CDK positive transcription elongation factor complex. Gene Ontology annotation, biological process: positive regulation of transcription elongation by RNA polymerase II; transcription elongation by RNA polymerase II; protein phosphorylation.